AUGGAGCACCCGAAUGAGCCGCUUGGUAAUGAUAAGAAUACUUCUCCCUCUCCGUCUCGGGAAACUGCGCAUAGCGAUGCUCGGUCUGGGAAUUUGAAGUUAAAAGAGGAGCACUUUGAGGGAUUCACAAGCCGGCACAUCAUGAACCGUCUGCCCCACAUGUCACAUUUGCAUCGGCCUACGAAAGAAGAACUGCUAGCUGCAGCCAAUGGCUUUUGGUCUCGUUUGAAAGUACGAUUCAAGUGGUUCUCUAUCCGUAGCGUUCGUCCCUUCAAUUUUGACGAGAUUACUGCACUCUUUUCAUGGGUCCUGCUGGGUCAUGUUGUAUGGAUCGUCCUAGGGACCACCACGUUCGUUUCGCUGCUGAUAAUCGCGAUAAAUACGGUGUUGGCACAAGAAACACUGGCAGGGUGGGUGGGCAAUUACCUCACCAAAUCAUCGGGAGUGAAGGUUGUCUUUGAAUCCGCCAUUGUUCCUAAAUGGAGGGACGGCGUCAUAACGUUCAAAAACGUGUUCGUCUCAAGACGACCGGGACAGGGAACAGGACACGUCAGUAAGGGUUCGUCGAAGACUGCAGCUGCCGUGGCUGCCGCUGCCGCCCUGAGCGGAAUCUCUAGCCCUGAGCCAUUUGCGGAUCAGCAAUCGAUACCCGAUGAGGAGGAUACGAAUUACACGCAGUUUGACGUGUCCAUUGAAACAGUUAACGUUACAUUGUCUUUCACAAAAUGGAUCAAUGGAAAAGGGCUUCUGCGUGAUGUCGAGGUCAAGGGAAUUCGAGGAGUUGUCGACCGAAGAUCUGUUCAUUGGUCGGACGACCAUUUGGAUCCAAAAUCUUAUCGGCACGAACAUAACCCUGGAGACUUUGAGAUUGGCUCGUUCAAGAUGAGCGAUGUCCUUGUUACGGUCUACCAGCCGGGUAACUUCAGGCCUUUCUCUGUGAGUAUAUUCUCAUGCGAUCUUCCACAACUGAGAAAGCAAUGGCUUCUCUAUGACUUCAUGUCGGCGAACAUGAUGACAGGGUCUUUCGACAAUUCCUUGUUCACUAUCCACCCGCGGCAAAGUCACAGCUUUGCGGGCGCCGAGAUGGAUAAUAACGUUGAGGCGGAUGGCAAACCCAGCCCAUGGAAAAAGCACAGCAGGAUACGCAUCGAUGGGCUAAACAUCGAUCAUCUCAAUCGGGGGGUACAAGGUCCCUUUUCCUGGAUACAUGAGGGAAGCGUUGAUAUCGUUGCCGACAUAAUGUUUCCGGCUGAAAAUGAUGAAAGUCUGGCGCAAGUAAUGGCCGGCCUUUACGAUCGGUUAGAAGCAACCGUCACAUCCAACCAAUAUCAUGAGUCAGACUCACGCCGUGAAUCUGGAAUGGACGAUACUGCUUCGAGCGACGACAGACGCUUUUUAGUCACUGAUCUGCGGCUUCAGUUGAACAAUGUUAGGGCAGUGGUGCCUUUGUUUACCCGAGAUCUUUCGUACAUAAACAAUGCGCUGAUACGCCCCAUUGUGGCCUACAUCAAUUCGAGGCGAACUUUCAUUCCCAUUCAUUGCCGUCUUGUCAAACGACUUGCGGACUUUGACGGUAGUUGGACGACCUUUGACAGCGGGCUCAUGGAUGACCUUUCGGCCGCGGUAUAUGAUGCGUUUGCGCGGGAUGUGGUUGAUGAUCAAGCGCGCAAACGGCGUUUCAAGAAGGUUGGCUUCUGGUCUCUUCAGCUGGCCGCUCAGGCAAUAUUCAUGGGAAUGGCUGGAAACAUAGCAUGA
Molecule: messenger RNA, 1755 nt
Organism: Aspergillus viridinutans
Lineage: Eukaryota; Fungi; Ascomycota; Eurotiomycetes; Eurotiales; Aspergillaceae
Product: mitochondrial distribution and morphology protein
Exons: 4
Coding region: 1-1755 (584 amino acids)
Biological process (GO): mitochondrion inheritance
Cellular component (GO): mitochondrial inner membrane
Source: RefSeq, a predicted model, not a curated record